This is a messenger RNA of Salmo salar (Atlantic salmon), 688 nucleotides long. Its product is annotated as kinesin-like protein KIF17. The record is from RefSeq and is a predicted model, not a curated record. NCBI's taxonomy places the organism in Eukaryota, Metazoa, Chordata, Actinopteri, Salmoniformes, Salmonidae.
UGAGGACUGAUAUAAAGAGAUGAUGAACCGCAGUGACAGCGAGAACUUCGCCAGCAACUACUUCAAACCUAAGAGAGUCAACCAGUUGCUGGGCAUUGAGCCCCUUAAGGGACUGGCACCCCAGGGGAAUGGUACGCCUCACCCGAUCUCCAGCGGCUCUAAUAUCGGCCCCUCACUCAGCCCUGAAUCUCUCCUCCCUUGCCCCUUCCGCCUCGAGUCACUGGGGAUCACCCCAGCCAAUGGCAAGGUGAAGAGGAAGAAAAGCAAAACAUAGAGAGCUGGGCUACAGAGGCACUCUACUGUCACCACCUCCCCCAGUCUAUUCACCAUUUCUACCUGCCACCCUUUUUGACCACUAGAAACCUCACAAUUUGUUGGCUUGUUUAGGUAGAGUAUUUAAUUCAUCCACUGUGAUUGACCCUAGGUUGUUAGUAGUUCACUAUUGAACUUUCAGUAACCAGCAAUAUAAUGGCACUUUUACAUGGACACUUGGUCUGGCAAUGUGAUGCUUCGGGUGUUUAUAAUUUUUUUGCAACUUUUAAAUGUUAGCGAAGAUAAUGCCACACCAUAGUGCUUGCAGUGACUCUUAAUUCUGUGACACAAUGGUGAACCUUGAAUAUACUGUUUAUCACUGUUGUGGAUUUUGCUGCUCAUAUACUGUAAUUGUUAAUACAAUAUGUUUUCUGUA